GAUAUCUAACGAACGAAAAAGAUCGAACUAACCUCUUAGUUAGUUCGAUGGUCUACUUCACCUUCCCGCUCUCUGUGAUACAAUAAGUUUUAUUUGGAUUUGUUUUCUAGAAAAUGCUGAUAUAUCGCAUCUCAUAUAACUGCCGAGUUAAUUUACAGGUUAUACUGAUCAUAGCUUGGGGCGCGAGUGUAUGUGUUUUUGAUGAAUAUCUUGUCCCUUACGAGCAUCGUGACAUCCUUUUUUUAGAGGAACCAAGGACUCCUGGUUUUGAGAUCGUUAUGGACUUGGCAGAUUUAUCUACGGCCAUAUGCACUAUAGUCUCUGUAUGGGGAUGGGCUUCCACCGAUUUAGAUUCUCCUAAAUCUAGAUGUGGUCCCCACUCUUGGUUAGCAGCAGCAGUUUCUAUUUCUCCUUUUGUCCUCCGCCUUAUUCAGUGCUUGUGUUCGUUUUACUAUGCUCCUUCUGACGAUCGACCUCGUUGGUGGCUGAGUGGUAAAACUUCAAACUUGUGAACUUGUACGUUUGGUUGCAAAUGUCAUUUUCU
Papaver somniferum (opium poppy) is the source of this 544-nucleotide messenger RNA. RefSeq lists its product as uncharacterized. NCBI's taxonomy places the organism in Eukaryota, Viridiplantae, Streptophyta, Magnoliopsida, Ranunculales, Papaveraceae. The transcript is spliced from 2 exons. The coding region runs from base 114 to 512 and encodes 132 amino acids. The record is from RefSeq and is a predicted model, not a curated record.